Molecule: messenger RNA, 5571 nt
Organism: Amoebophrya sp. A25
Lineage: Eukaryota; Dinophyceae; Syndiniales; Amoebophryaceae
Source: the annotation of a GenBank genome assembly
AGGUUAAGUAAUCAACAGGUACAAGCGCGUCUUUUAUCUGGGACGAAGAAGAGUCACGUCCGACUAGCACUCGAACGGGUUCUUCUGGCGACUUUUGAUAUAGAUAUUUUUUAUUCUGGAGCACGUAUCUAUUAAGCCGAGGAAUAUUGUGUAGAAUCAAUUGUCUCAUAUAAGUAUGUUGAUAUCUCCUUUUAGAAGCAAGAAGCAAGAUCAUGACGCAGCUGCGCACCGUGCACGUAGGGUGCGUAUUUUCCUUAUUCUAUUUCGUGCGAACCGAAUGCAGUAGAGUACUUCAGCUGUUCGUUUUCUCGGUUAUUCGGGAAGCACAUGCUUAAGACGAGUAUUCACUUGAGUGCAUUUGUUUCCGAUUGCUAUCUUGUAGUUUGAAAUCUCACAAGAUAAGUGAGUAAAUAGAUGCACAGAAUACGUGGGGUGAAUCCAAAGAACUUCUGAGUGAAGGCUGGGCUCCCUUCACUCUGGCGUCUCUUCAUUUUUGAGCUUGCUUCUUUAUUCCAAUAGAAUUCUAGGCAGCAACCUUAAUCUUUCUAAUCCGAAAUUUUUGCCAACAGUGCAGGUGCACAGGAUCGGCACAAUAAAAGUGGUGGCAGUGUCAAAAGUAGCUCUUCCAGCUUCCUCGAUGUGCACGAUUUGGCUUCGUUCGUGAAUGGUGUGCGGCGGGUUGGUCCCGGCGGGCGUGAAUUAGCAGGGGCCCUCUUGAUUUGGCUGGCAGAGGAGCCGGUCGAAGAAGGUGACGCUCUGUUUUCACUCUUACAAUUAUGGCUCAGCCUUCGUUGGUCAUUGAGGUUGGUCACUGACGCCGAAGAGGAGACCCCUUGAGACAACAGGGGAAAAUGAAGAAAAAACAAGUGGACAGGCAUGGGGCCCCUUUCUUUCAGAAUCAGUGGCCAAUGAGCCGACCUUUAAUACAAGAUGCGCGAGCCCUGUUGGGAGAAGCUGAAGGUCAAUACCCCCGCACAAGCGCUGUGGGGCUAUUUUUGCGCCGUCUGGCAUUGGAGGCACAGAAGGCGAGUUUCGAAUCGCUUUGCGCUUUGAGCGAGGCCGUAGAAAAAGAACGGCAAGCGAUCACCUUUUCCGUGCUCGUAAACGAACCCAUUCUUGACGGGGCCGACGACUUUCUUGCAGCGAAUGAGGUACUGAGCAGGAGUUAGUGAUAGCAUAAUUCGUUUACGAGACAAAAAGAUAUUAUUUAGGUAUCUGUUCUGGAUUGGAUAUGGAUUCUGUUGUAUUGUUGGUUUUAUUCUCAGGUGGGGCGUUGCUUAUCAUGGUACGCUGUGCAGUCUAUUUCCUGAUUGCUACAGCGUCAAUACUUGAAUACAACAGUCUGGAACCAGAUCCCUUCCCUCUCUCUCUCUCCUUAUUCUCUUUAAGUUUAUGAACCUUCUCUAUAUGAGCUUAGACGAGCUGUGAGUGAAGCGAGUUGGUCUCCUCACGCGCGUGCUCCCUGCUCGUGUUGCCUUCUUUAAUAACUAGUUACCCAGAUGGUGAUGGGCGAUGGCCUUUUCACUAAGGCCAUCAAGCGCUUAUCUUAUAAGGGGUCGGGAUGCGACUGCCAGUAGGGCUUGACAUGGUGACCCGGUACCCUUGGUCUUGUUAAGUUGUGGUGAACUACUGCCAGUGCGAGCACCCCUCUCAGUUCGCUCCCACCUGAGCGCUGGGGGGUGGGACGCCAAGGGCUGUAGCAUUGCCCGCCCUCUUUUUCUAACUAACUCCUACUUAUUUUAUUUAUAUUCUUAAUCUCUUGUUGCGCGCGCUCGUCCUUUGCUCACGAUUAAUGAGGGUGAGAGAUGCGUUUAAGGUUCUUACCCGUUCCUGCCCUCUGUGCUCCUCAAGAACGAACAAUCAUUUGAUGAGGGACAUCCUGGACUACUUACUGUACAUUUAUUUGUAGCUAGCUAUUCUUGAUGUCCCCAACAAUACGACUAUCUUCCGAAAAAGACUCAUCACUGUUCACGAAGAGAUUUCUUUGCCAACAAACUAAACGAAAAUCAAAGGACUCCUGCCGUUCAUGGUUUUCUUCGUAUGAGCAACACAGCGCUCAUGGGCGAAUACUCGAGGCCGCUGCAUCGCUUCGUGCGUGCCACGUGAGAUUGCAGCGGAGUAGGCGGAAAAGGAACGAGCAAGAUCCUAGUCAACUUCCGGCAGAGAUGCACUACGUGCUUCUUGCUCUCGCAGGACUCUACUAUUAUGUCACUUGUAGGCGUGCCAACUAUUUGUGAUCUUGUGGCUCAAGGCUACAUAUCAGCUGAGUCCGUCUUCGUUGCAUCUCAACAAGCAGUCAGCUACUUUAGCAAAGAACUUGAAGAUACGAAAAUUCUGACGUCUAGGAGGGAGAGCUGAAAAACCAGCUAGAGCUCUUUUAUUUCUUUCUUGAUCUCGUCUACUCAUUGAAGCUGUGCUUGUGAUUUCCAUCCUUUUCAGAUUCGUACUUGCGUCAUAUAGCUGACUUAGAUAUAAUAUAUCAACCCUUGUUUCAUUCGUCCAAUGUUUUUCAAUGAUCUAAUGUGACAAAGGAAAGCAGUAUGAGACCGCGUGGCAGUUUGUUGGCGAGGCAAAUCGAGCAGCGCAAGAGGCAUGCGAUCACAAGGGGCUUGUGCGGUGUCUUUUCCAGAGCGCUUUGGUUCAGAUUCAGCAGGGGCUAUUCGCUCGUGCUCAGGCAAGUUUGCGCGCUUGUGGCGAGCGCGCCUGUGCUUUCGGAAGUGCAACGAAAGUUAAGUUAUCUCACAGAUUCUCAAGAGAGUUUAGACUAGGACAGAUGCUGAAGGGAUACGAAUACCAAGAAUCUUUUGAGAGAAGCUGUCGCAUCUAAGAAGGGACUAGAAGUAUUUGCUUUUUUUCGACACAUUUCUCAGAGAAUCAAGCUGUCUCAUCUAAGACGGAACUAGAAGUUCUUGCCUGGGGGGCAUUAGCACGCCUCGUAGCAUCCCGUCCACACCUGUUGCAAACUCGCGCUUUCUUAGAAGGAUCAUCGGCUGCAUUACCAGGAGGACAAGCGCAGGAGCAAGAACCAAAGUUAAGGGUUAUGGACCUGUGGUGGAGAGCGAAGACCGUUACAUGAUUUUAUAUGAUCGAUAUUUGAUGUGUUUCACAUGGAGGACACUGUGCCUACUCCAGACAAUACGGAAUGACAUUUUAUUACUUAUCUUCGUUAUAUUAUCUUUGAAUUUGAUGUGGACGAGGUAGGCGUUCUUGUGGCCCUAGAAGAUCUCUUCGUGAUCAUGACUGAUCGAGUGUAUUGGGGCCCUUGAGGUUGAGGAGCACUGAAUGAGGACCUCAUCUAAGCAAAGUCGCAGGAAUUGUGCCUGGAGGGUUCACCGUGCCGGCUGCGCCGUACCUGGAUCACAGUGCAAUUGGCGCGCAUCGGAGCGUAGUGAUCUACCAUACUCUUUCGAACCAAGCCAGCUUUAGAUCAUCUGUGGAGGAGCAUCGUGCGGAGCUUCUGGCAGGACAGAGCCUGGUUUUCUGCGUCGCGGGUCAGCGCGGACUCGCGGAGGCAACGGCGCGCAUUGCAGAGCGGAUCCACAAGUCCUCACCAACACGCCCUUCUCAGUUUUCGCAUGAGUGUCCGAACUCAGACGGUCAACGACAGGCGUUUGAGCAGGCUCUGCGCACAGGAGAUUUUGUUACGUGCCAGACCCUGGUUAAAGAGCCAUUAGAAGAUCGCGCUGCACAUGUACUGCAAAAAGCCCGGUUGAGUCUCGCGCGGGGUGAUUUUGUGGCAGUCGUGGAUCAAUUGGAUGCAGCGUGCACGUUUUUGACGCAAGAUAUUCUUGCUGGACCACGACGAGACAAGUAUUAUCAACAGAAGAAUAUAGUGCAUCCGCCUACAAGCAGGACCAAGAUCCAGUUUGCAACGACUGCCAUGCAACAAGAUGCACACCAAAGAAAAGCUCCUCCUCAGGUUGGAAUCAAUCUUCCAGUAGGGAACACGAACAACACUGACAACAAAACAAGACAUCAUGCUCAAAAAUGGCGUGUGGAUUUACGAGUUUUAUCUUCGACGGCAGAAGAAUUGUCUCAAAGACGUGUCAAUCAAACGCAUGACCACCCCCAAGUCCAAACUCCAGUAGAAGUUCUUCAUGAAAAGAGGAGAAGAGGGUGUUUGGUUUAUCGUGACCAUCUGACUGUUCAAGAUGUGGCGCUCGCGCACACGCUCAUCGCGGAUGCUCAUCUCGGAUGCCGCUCUCCGAUGCCAGCUGCGUUGGCCUGCGGAAGAGCCUUACUUAGGGAGGCGGUGUCAUCUCGACUGUUAUCUCAAAGUACAAGUGCGCAAGAGGAAAUUUUUUAUAGAGUAAAUGAUAAGUUUCUUUUUUCUGUAGUAUCGUCACGUGUAGACGGUCAAUACCAUUAACAGUAGAAAUGUCAGCGUUGAUGCUUUAACAUUUCCCCAAAUAAGGAAAAGCUUGGCGCUAGCGCGUAUGACGCCGAAUCAAAUCAAAGCGCGGCUCUCUUCUAAAUUGAUGAUGGCACACAAAUUUGGCCUGCAAGAGGCGCGAGCGCGGGCGCUCAGUCGAGUUGCACGCAUGCAUUUCCAGCUAGAGGAUUUCAAUGCUGCGCAACGCUCUCUAAACGAGGCACGCGCGCUGCUUGUCAGGCAAGGUACUGGUGGUAGUGAGCUCUCUGGCUACAUCGAAGAAGUUGCGGCUGAUAUCUCUCUUUCUAUGUCGCGGAUUAGUGUGUCUGGAUCGUCUGGCGGUGAAGAUGAUAAUGAGGAACGUGGUGACUCCUCACAGCAACACUCUGCGGCGACGCGCAGUUGUUCGGCCUCCACCUCCACUGGCAGAGGCAAUUGUGUGCCUGACAUAGAGAACGACGACCUUUUGACUUCAAGCAGCGACUCGGGAAGCGAUAUUACUGGAAGACGUGCCAGAACUGCCACCAAAACUGCAGCAAGAGGUACUAGAACGAAAAGUAGCAUGAGGCGUCAAAAAUUUCGGCGGCAUAUUGAUGCCUCUUUGAAGACCACUUACGUUCCUGUGGACCACGAAGAGUCAUUCUCUUGCAUAAGCAAGUGGAAGGCUCAAGAACAACAAAACACUUGUGGAAUGCGGCAGCGGUUUCAGAGAGCGGCUUCAGUGCAUUUGCUCCGUGCAGUGGAAAUUUACGCAGAAAUUGACGACUUUUGGAGCCUAAAUCUUAAGAACAUGCAGAAUAGAUUUUUGAUAAUUCGUUUAGCACACGUUGGCGUGUGAAUUCUUCCUGUAGCACGAUAUGUCGGGUACGAAAUCCACCACUAAGACUGGCGUUGCGCGAGAGCUAGCCUUCCUGUAUAACGAUAUGCAGGAUACGAAUGCGCGAGACAAGAUUGCACGCGUCGUACGCUGCGUGUCGGCUCUACUAAAAAGUGUCCAAGUAGCAGGAAAUGGUCGAAGUGGAAGCAAAAGGGAUGAAGAUGAAAGGAAUCCCGAACAUGCUGAAUUAAGACAGGCUCUGGCUCGUGUCUUGCUCUUGUCUUCCGCUCACGAUGCGGUGAGUGGAGAGACUUCCGGAUGCUUGCUUCCGUUUGGGACCGCCGGAGUUUCUAAAUCUGUAACUGCGAUGGACGUGGACUGA